Pseudomyrmex gracilis is the source of this 767-nucleotide messenger RNA. Its product is annotated as RWD domain-containing protein 4. The record is from RefSeq and is a predicted model, not a curated record. The coding region runs from base 87 to 665 and encodes 192 amino acids. Gene Ontology annotation, molecular function: protein binding. The transcript is spliced from 4 exons. Lineage: Eukaryota; Metazoa; Arthropoda; Insecta; Hymenoptera; Formicidae.
CUGAUCUUGGACAUGUUCCUCUCGUCGUCAGUCAUAUGAGUAGGUUGUAGGGGCUCGUUGUUUGAAUUCUAGUCCAGAAAGGGGAGAUGAGUGAUGCCGAACUUCAGGAGGAGGAAAGAGAAGUUCUACUGUCCAUUUACGAUGGCGAUCCGGCGUUUAAACAGACGACACCGACGACGUUUCAAUACAAGUACGGAGAGGACGACGGUACAAAGUCGUUCCUGCUGGAGAUAUCAUGGGGCGCAAGGUAUCCUACGGAAAAACCGACCAUCAAUAUGAACACGUUUUACAAUAAGCAUAUUGUGCAAGAGGUAAAAGACAAGGUGGUGAGUCACAUAGAGGCUGAGGCUGAGCAAUGGUUAGGUAGCGCCAUGACGUAUACCUUAUUUCAGUCUGUUCAAGAACAUUACGCAGACUUGGUGUCCACACAACCGGAAUCCGUUGUGGAUAUCAAUUCUCACACCAGUAGGCUCAAGAUUACCGAGGAGAUUCAACAGGUCGAGGAAGCAAUAAAGAAACCCAAGAAAGAACAUCUGAGCAAAGCGCAAAAACGCAGACAGUGGAACAAGGCGGAUUGCAAGGGUGAAAAGCCAAGAGGCUGGAACUGGGUGGAUAUAGUAAAACAUUUGUCACAGACUGGACCUAGAACGGAACAAGAUUCUUAGCUUGAGCGGUUGCAUAUACCAUUUUGUACAUACAAAAUCAUGUUAUAUUUUUGUAAACUGUUGGAAAUACAUAGUUAUUUCCUUAUCCACUUCCUAAAAUAG